This is a messenger RNA of Talaromyces marneffei, 669 nucleotides long. RefSeq lists its product as uncharacterized. Bases 1 to 669 code for a protein of 222 amino acids. Lineage: Eukaryota; Fungi; Ascomycota; Eurotiomycetes; Eurotiales; Trichocomaceae. Gene Ontology annotation, molecular function: flavin adenine dinucleotide binding. The record is from RefSeq and is a predicted model, not a curated record. The transcript has a single exon.
AUGGAUCAAAGUUCUCGAGAGCAAGCCUUCCUCGACCACAACAGACAAAGUUGUCGCGCUUGGUCCGGGAAUUACAGCCAUAGAGCUGCAUCGAGCGCUCGAUGGCGCCGGGCUCAGCACACCGACGGUUGGGUAGGGAGUGUUGGCAUGGUAGGAUGGUCUUGCGGUGGUGGUUACGGCCUGUCUUCUGGUACAUGGGGGAUGGUCGCGGCCAACAUACUAGGUGCAAAGGUAAUGCAAGCUGACGGUCAUAUCAUCGACACUCGAGAUAAUCCGGAGCUGUUGUGGGCUAUGCGUGGCACUGGACAGGGAAACUUUGGCGGCGUAGUUGAACUGCGACUCAGAGCUCGUCCCACACCUCGGUACAUUGCUGGGAUUCUGGUAUUUUCUCUGGAGCAUGCUGUCCAAGUGCUCUCGGGCUUCCAGUCCCUAGUGGACCAAGGACUACCGACUAGCUUUGGCGGAGAGAUGAUCAUCAACGCGACCGACGAACUUGGCCCAGCCAUCAACAUAUUUUUCACUUGGAUAUGUGAUAGCCACUCAGAUUCCCAUGCAGCUGAGGGGAUGGAAUUCAAGGGAAAGCUCCUGCAGACGCUUCAAGUGGCUCCCUUGGUGGACACAGUUGGCGACAGUAUAUUUACUCCAUUACAACAGCUGACAGCGUUGUAA